AUGGGCUCAGUGACGGACAUUCCAAAAACCGACAAAGACCAAGAGAUCGCCGACUGGAAUCUCACGGAGGUAGACCGCAUGCUCCUUCGACAGACCGACGAAGAAUACGAGCCACACUCCUGGGACGAACUGGAACGGAUAAUCAAGGAAAAUAAGCUCGAACUCUUCAAGCGCCUCCCCUCGCAUCUAAGACGCUACAUCAAAUGGUCAAGGGGCAUAAAAGAACUGUACGGCGGCAUCCUCAACUACAUCUGUCAGGAACGCCUCCACUGGGAUCAGCAAGACUCAAAAGUCGUGUUCAAGAAUCCGACCCCGUUUGCAAGCCCAUCCGACUAUUGCAUUCGCUUCAACGACUGGCCGUACGGGGUCGCACCGGGCAUCCGGCAUCUGGUCGUCUGGCUGAAGACCCCGUUGCCCGUGCAGGAAGAUGGAAAUCUGACCACCGAGUCGCGCGCGUGCAUCGAGACUUUCGUGUCUGCUACUUUUGUGCAGCGGCUGGCGAGAGAGGUCCACGCGGAUGCGCCAGAGGCCCGCGUGCUGUGGUUCAAGAAUUGGGCUGCGUUGCAGAGUGUAACGGCGCUUGAGCAUUUCCAUGUUAUGGUCAAGGACGCAAGCGAGGAGACCUUGAGGGAGUGGAUUGGGUCGGAUAAUAUGGCGAUGAUUUGUGAUCUGUGCAAGUGA
This is a messenger RNA of Aspergillus thermomutatus, 681 nucleotides long. RefSeq names its product GIG1 family protein. The coding region runs from base 1 to 681 and encodes 226 amino acids. The record is from RefSeq and is a predicted model, not a curated record. Gene Ontology annotation, cellular component: cytoplasm. The transcript has 2 exons. Gene Ontology annotation, biological process: N-acetylglucosamine metabolic process. NCBI's taxonomy places the organism in Eukaryota, Fungi, Ascomycota, Eurotiomycetes, Eurotiales, Aspergillaceae.